AUGGCCCUGCAGCCCCUGCUGCUCCAUCUGGCCUUCCUCAGGCUCGGCACCACCGGGCCCUUGGUCCAGGGGCGUGGCUUUCGCUCGCAAACAGUUGCCUGGCCAUCCUUCUUCGACUUCAACUGGCCCCAGGAGGUUCAGGAAACCAUCCAGAUUCCGAACAAUGGGAGCGCGCCCCUGCUCGUGGAUGUGCAGGUGUUCGUGUCCAAUGUAUUUAACGUGGACAUCCUGCGGUACACACUGUCCUCCAUGCUGCUGCUUCGGCUGUCCUGGCUGGACAGUCGUCUGGCCUGGAACACAAGUGUCCACCCGCAGCAUGCAGUCACACUGCCCUGGGACUCGCUCUGGACUCCGGGACUCACUAUUCAGGAGGCGCUCUGGGUGGACUGGCAGGACCAGAGCCCGCGGGCCCGAGUGGACCCCGACGGCCACGUCAUCCUGUACCUGGCCCUCACCACGGAGACCAACUGUGACUUUGAGCUCCUCCACUUCCCCAGGGACCAGAGCGACUGCAACCUCAGCUUCUACGCUCUCAGCAACACUGUGCUAGAGCUGGAGUUCCGGGCCCGCGCAGUGAACGAGAUCGUGAGUGUCAAGAGGGAAUACGUAGUUCGGGAUUUGAAGACCCAAGUCCCACCCCAGCAGCUGGUGCCCUGCUUCCAGGUGACGUUGCGCCUGCAGAACACAGCGCUGAAGGCUGUCAUAGCUCUGCUGGUACCUGGGGAGGCGCUGCUGCUGGCUGACAUGUGCGGGGGGCUGCUGCCCCUCCGGGCCACCGAGCGCAUCGCCUACAAGGUGACCCUGCUGCUGGGCUACCUUGUCUUCCACUCUUCCCUGGUGCAGGCCCUGCCCAGCUCCUCCUCCUGCAACCCGCUGCUCAUUUACUACUUCACGGUGCUGCUGCUCUUGCUGUCCGUCAGCACCAUGGAGACCGUGCUGCUGGCCGCGCUGCCGGCCGGGGGCAACCUCAGCCCAGCCCCGAGAGGAGAGCAGCAGGACCGUGGGGACCCAGGACCGCAUCCUGCAGAAGCUCCCAGAGUGAAGGGGUCAAGAAGGAGCUGGGCUGAGGCUGCUGACCACAUCUUCUUCCUGGUGUAUGUGGUGGGGGUAGUGUGUAGCCAAUUCUUCUUCAUUGGAUUCUGGAUGUGGGCGACGUGCAAGUCUGACCCAGCCCCUGGCAAGGCCAUACCCCACGGCGGACAGCCCAGGCUGUGACAGGGCCGGGCCCAGGGCUGCAGAGAGAGGACCAUGACAGGGUCUCUGGAGAGAGGAGGAGGGAGGACGACUCUCUUCCCUAAGCCCGGAGGA
Molecule: messenger RNA, 1308 nt
Organism: Zalophus californianus (California sea lion)
Lineage: Eukaryota; Metazoa; Chordata; Mammalia; Carnivora; Otariidae
Gene: ZACN
Product: zinc activated ion channel
Exons: 9
Coding region: 1-1215 (404 amino acids)
Biological process (GO): monoatomic ion transmembrane transport; signal transduction; nervous system process
Cellular component (GO): membrane; synapse; neuron projection
Molecular function (GO): extracellular ligand-gated monoatomic ion channel activity; transmembrane signaling receptor activity; neurotransmitter receptor activity
Source: RefSeq, a predicted model, not a curated record